Messenger RNA from Miscanthus lutarioriparius, 975 nucleotides. Lineage: Eukaryota; Viridiplantae; Streptophyta; Magnoliopsida; Poales; Poaceae. The record is from the annotation of a GenBank genome assembly.
AUGACGGAGCUGUGGAUGGAGGUGCUGCCGCCGCCCUACUUCGCGGGGCAGGCGGCGGGCGGCGGGCGGUUCCUGCCGCCGGACCGGCGGGCCGGGGCCGGGCCCCUGCCCGGGGCGUGGACGGUGGAGGAGAACAAGAUGUUCGAGCGCGCGCUGGCGCGGGUCGACUCGGACGCGCCGGACCGGUGGGAGCGGGUGGCCCAGAUGCUGCCCGGGAGGACCGUGGCCGACGUCGCCGCCCACUACGACGACCUGGAGAGCGAUGUCGGCUUCAUCGAGGCCGGCUUCGUGCCCUUCCCCCGCUACGGCGGCGGCGGCGGCGGCGCGUCGCAAUCCGCCGGGUUCACGUUCGACUGGGACGGCAGCGGCGGCGGCGACGCCGGCGCGCUGGGCUUUAAGCGCUCCUGCUACGUGGUUGGCGGCGGCAAGCGCGAGCGCGGGCCGGACCACGAGCGCAAGAAGGGCAUCCCCUGGACGGAGGAGGAGCACAAGCUGUUCUUGAUGGGUCUGAAGAAGUACGGGCGCGGGGACUGGAGGAACAUCUCGCGCAACUUCGUGACGAGCCGGACGCCGACGCAGGUGGCCAGCCACGCGCAGAAGUACUUUAUCCGCCUCAACUCCGGCGGCAAGGACAAGCGCCGCUCCAGCAUCCACGACAUCACCACCGUCAACCUCCCUGAAGACGACACCGGCGGCCGCGGCAACAACCCCUCUGCCUCGCCGCCCUCCGUGCUCACCUCCACCUUCACACCCUCGUCCACCGCCGCCGGCGGCGGCCCGGUCAUCUCCGAGCAGUUUGGCGUCCUCGUCGACAGCAAGCCGCCGCCGCACCACCACCACCACUUCAUGCCGCACUCCUACGGCAACGUGAAACUCGAGCCCGGCGUCAAUUCCCAUCACGGUGCAGGCUUCCUGGACGACUCUGUUCUGAUGCAGAUGCAGAUGCACUGCGGCCAGCUGCAGCCUCUUGGCUGA